AUGACACGUCUUCGCCUUCUUACAGACGCUAUCAUACACACCAGAAUCACCAAUGACGAGAAGGCGUUGCGUCGUGUGACCCGCAAAUUCCACAGCUAUACUUCACUCGCAUAUACUAGCGGGCCAGAGCCUACGCCUGCAGCGUCGACGGUGGACGACGCGCGCGAGGCAUUCCUCGUGGAGUUGGCGUCGUUCCACUUAUCUCUUCAGAAGAGCUUGAUGGUAUGUGAGGCGGAGGCGAGGCAAGUGGAGGAGUAUCAACGAGAACGGGAACGAAUAGCUUCGGACCAUGCACGAUUGAGAAAUGAGAUUGAACGCCUCAAAACGGACUUGGAGGACGCGCAGUUGCAAAGGAAACGGAAGAUCGAAUAUGACGCCAUUGCGGAGAAGAUCAAUACGCUACCUAGUAGAGAAGAGCUUCAACGGUCCAUUGAAGCCCUCGAGAACGACAUGACUGCCAUCCGUUCAGAGCACGAGCAUCAGUCGCGUACGAUACAAGCCCAAAAGUCAGCCUUGGAUAAUGUCAUAGUGGACCUGAACGCGCUUCGCGUUAUGGGCAAGCAAGAUCCCGCAGACCUCUCACGACCCUCCACACCGCCACCCGAGAUUACCAAUGUUGACGAUGAUGUCGAUAUGGACGGCUCCGCGAGCGUGCGGACGCGAGAGGAAACUGGAGAAUUGAAGGAGGAUGACGCGAGGGACAUGCCCGACAAUGACAGGGAGUCUGACGACGUCCCCUUGGCGGCGAGGCUGCACCUCAAUCCCGGCGCUCGACCCUUCGUGCCCAACAGGUCGAGAACACCAACCCCUGCAUUGCAGCCUGCUCUGUCACCGGCACCACCUCUACCGUCGAGAGCGGAGGACGAUGACAUCGAGAUGGGCGAGUUGGCUGAGGACCCGAAGGAUCUGAAGGCGAGGAGGAAACCACGCGAAGAGGAGCUGGAGGAGGGUGAGGCUAGUGAUGAAAGCAGUGAGCUCUCUGACCCCCCUGAUGACUGA
Messenger RNA from Fomitopsis serialis, 999 nucleotides. RefSeq names its product Tho complex subunit 7-domain-containing protein. The record is from RefSeq and is a predicted model, not a curated record. The transcript is spliced from 3 exons. Lineage: Eukaryota; Fungi; Basidiomycota; Agaricomycetes; Polyporales; Fomitopsidaceae. Gene Ontology annotation, cellular component: THO complex part of transcription export complex. Gene Ontology annotation, biological process: mRNA processing. The coding region runs from base 1 to 999 and encodes 332 amino acids.